Messenger RNA from Hemicordylus capensis (graceful crag lizard), 3944 nucleotides. RefSeq names its product phosphatidylinositol-5-phosphate 4-kinase type 2 alpha (gene PIP4K2A). Gene Ontology annotation, molecular function: phosphatidylinositol kinase activity. The transcript has 10 exons. The coding region runs from base 391 to 1605 and encodes 404 amino acids. The record is from RefSeq and is a predicted model, not a curated record. Gene Ontology annotation, biological process: phosphatidylinositol metabolic process. Lineage: Eukaryota; Metazoa; Chordata; Lepidosauria; Squamata; Cordylidae.
UGUGCAGGGAGGAGGAGGAGGAGGGAGGGGGCCCUUUUCAGUCGGCGGCGGCAGCAGCAGCAGCAGCAGCGACGGCGGCCAGGCCAGGAUGUGCUUGGCAUCGUCCUGCGGCGGCAGCAGCUGCGGCACCAGCAGGACAGGCGGCAAUCGCAGCAGCGCCAGGGACCAGCCCGCCUCCUCCUCCUCGCUCCUGCCGCAGCCGCGCUAGCGCCCGCCGCUCAUCCCACCGCCGCGCUCCGUCUCGCCGCCUGCCUGGCUCUGCCGCCGGCCCCUCCUCUCUCGCCCGCAGAGGGUCCGGGCUGCUGCUGAGCCUCGCGGUUCCCUCCCUUCGGUCCUCGCUUCUUUCUCCUUCGCGGCGGCGGCGGCGGCGGCUCUUCCUCUUGGGCUUCCAUGGCGGCCCCGGGCAACAUCGUGUCCGUUAUGGCGAGCAAGACCAAGACCAAGAAGAAGCAUUUCGUGGCCCAGAAAGUCAAGCUCUUCCGGGCCAGUGACCCGCUCCUCAGCGUCCUCAUGUGGGGGGUGAACCACUCGAUCAAUGAACUGAGCCAUGUUCAAAUCCCUGUUAUGUUGAUGCCAGAUGACUUCAAAGCAUAUUCAAAGAUAAAAGUGGACAAUCACCUUUUCAACAAAGAGAACAUGCCAAGCCAUUUCAAAUUCAAGGAAUAUUGUCCAGUGGUUUUUCGCAAUCUGCGGGAAAGGUUUGGAAUUGAUGAUCAAGACUUUCAGAAUUCUCUGACAAGAAGUUGUCCACUUGCUAAUGAUUCUCAAGCUCGCAGCGGUGCCCGAUUUCACACCUCGUAUGACAAAAGAUACGUCAUCAAAACUAUAACGAGUGAAGAUGUGGCAGAAAUGCACAAUAUACUGAAGAAAUACCAUCAGUUUAUAGUGGAGUGUCAUGGAAAUACACUUCUUCCUCAAUUUUUGGGCAUGUACCGGCUUACAGUGGAUGGAGUUGAAGUAUAUAUGAUUGUUACAAGAAAUGUAUUCAGCCAUCGUUUGUCUGUUUAUAGAAAAUAUGAUUUAAAGGGCUCUACAGUAGCAAGAGAAGCCAGUGACAAGGAAAAGGCCAAAGAACUUCCAACAUUCAAAGACAACGACUUCAUUAAUGAUGGUCAAAAGAUUUACAUUGAUGAAACCAACAAAAAGAUGUUCAUGGAAAAGCUUAAAAAGGAUGUUGAGUUCCUUGCUCAGUUAAAACUCAUGGAUUACAGUCUGCUAGUUGGGAUUCAUGAUGUGGAGAGAGCAGAACAGGAGGAAGUAGAAUGUGAAGAAAACGAUGAAGAUGAAGGGGAAAGUGACGGGGCUCCCCCAGUUGGUACACCUCCAGAUAGUCCAGGAAAUACGCUGAACAGCUCUCAGCCUUUGGCUCCAGGAGAAUUUGAUCCAACCAUUGAUGUUUAUGGAAUAAAAUGCCAUGAAAAUGCACCUAGGAAGGAGGUAUACUUUAUGGCCAUUAUUGAUAUUCUUACCCAUUAUGAUGCAAAAAAGAAGGCUGCCCAUGCUGCAAAAACAGUCAAACAUGGCGCUGGUGCAGAGAUUUCAACAGUUAACCCCGAACAGUAUUCAAAGCGGUUCUUGGACUUUAUUGCCAACAUCUUGACGUAACCUCUCAUGUUUAUUGGACAGAUACAAGGUCUUGGAAUAGCAGCGAUGGCUACAAGUGUGUAAGGGAUAAAAGCUUCUUCUUAAAAGGAAAACUCAAGUGCUCUCUCGCAGAAGGCGGCAGCCCCCUUGUUUACAUCUGCUGGCAAAGAUGACCAACUGGGGUGAAAUUCUCGCUUUAACAGCUGCCUGAUUAUGCCCAGCAUAGUUCUAGCUAUUUCUGAUGUGUGCGUGCGCGCGUGUGUGUGUGUGUGCGUGUGAGUAUGCAAAACAAAAUUACAAAUAUAAAUUCACCAAUUAAAAUAGAUCAGCUUUUUACUCGGCGUGCAUUGCAGCAACACUCCGUGGAUUCUAGCUGAAGGUGGAAUGAAUGGGCAAAAGGAAGUGGGGCGGUGGGUGGGGGGGGAGAAGGAAGGAGUAUAUGCAUGUUAAUUUCAUACUGGCAUCAAACUGUAAACUGUAGACCAGUUUAUAUUUUGAACUGAAAGGUGCAAGACAGUAUUGGUGGUGAUGACGACUGUGACCUUAUUGCGAAUGUUACAUGUAACGCCCCUGCAUGUUGGCACUCCUUAAGAAUAAUGGUAACAUAAUAAGUUCCAUGUGCUGGAAGCUUUCCUGUUGGCAUCUUAUUUUCACUCCCUCUCUCUCUUUUUCAAUUGACGUGUCACAACAGGAAAUUUGCUUCCAGCAAUUUGGAGAUUUGUCUCUUGUUUUACCAAGAUCUAACACCAUAAUCAUGCUGUGUGUGUGUUUGCCAAGGGUAAACUUGUAUUUCUAGGGGUGGAGGGAGCAGUGUCUUUAAAUCCCUUUAACAGGGAUUCCCAGAUGUGGUUGACUACAACACCCAUAAUCCCCAGCCAAAGACUGUGGCAGCUGGGGAUGCUGGGUGUUGUAGUCAACCACAUCAGGAAAUCCCUGUUACAGGGUACACUGGUGGGGAGGUCACAGGAAUGGACUACUUGUCUGAUUACAUGAAGAUUUUACACACUGUGUUUAUCAUACAGGAAUUGAUUAUGCUACCAAAAAAUUCAAGUACCCUUAAAAAAAUAAUGCAUAGUCUUUGGGCAGUGGUAGGAUUUUCCAGCACAUGAACAAAGGAAUAGGAAAGCCUAUUCAUCUUUAACUGAUCAAAAACAAGACAUUUAAAUGCUUGUUGUGCUGUUUUUAAUAUUUUAUUAAAAUUAUUCCUCUUUUUUUAAGCCCUAAAUUUUACUGUUUACAUUACUAGGAAAACAGGGAUGCUUUUGAGUUUGUGCACAGUAUGUGAAUCUAAAGUUUACAUGUAAAGUUAUUUUGCAGUACAGAUGAAGUAAUUUCUUGAGGUGUACCAUGCAGUAAUGUACCCAAGUGGAUGUUUCAUUCACCUCCAUGACAGAAUUUUUUUUUUAACAACAAUCAGGUUGUUUUGAGGUAUUUUAGGUGGGCUUUUCUAUUUGCUUUAUGUUUCUCCAAAUUAUGUUGUGCAAUAAAUUGCCUAAAAGGUGUUGUCACCUUUAACCAUUAAAAAAAAAUUAAGUCUGUGUUGCAGGCAAAAGGUUGCAAGCUUAAGAAAGGACAGAAUUAGGUAUGUUUAAAACUAUAUAUUCAGUACUUAUACACUGUGCUACAAUUGUGCCUUUAAAACAAAAUAAUAUUUGACACAGACAUUGAUAGGCAACUCAGAAAAAAUAAAUCACACUUUCCCACUGCAACUUCUAACUUAUCCAAGGAGUGCCAGGUUGCCUUCUCCAAUGACUUAAAUGCCAGUGCUGUUAAGGCUGCAGCUGUGCAUCAUGUAUGUAGUGUUGACUUCAGAGAUAAAAUAGCAGCUGAUGUCGCUAUCUUCUUCAGCCAAAGGCAAUACCAUCCUUCUUACUCUGUAUGGUUCUUCUUCUUUUUUUAACAUGGUUAUGUUACCCUUCUAGUGAUGUUAACAGUACUGUAAUGUAUGUGUAAAAUUCUGUAUUUUUAUGUAUUUAAGUUAACUGUGGCUUGAUUUUUAUUGUUUUGUUCCUUUCCCCAUACACGCACACCUUUGUCUCUGGCACCAUGUGAAUGUUAUCUUUCUUACAAAUUCAUAGUGGCUUCUUAGGUAGGAUGAGACUGCAAGGAUACCACUGGGAAGCAAAGAGGUACACGUUGCGUUAAGAGUAAAUAUUCCAUCGUGGCCAAUUAGCAUAUGCUUUUUUAUGAGCUAACAACAAAGCCUUUCUUUUUUGUCUGUAACAGUCUUUGUCACUCAUUACGGUUGAUAAACUGUUUAGAGAGGAUGAGAAAGACCUGCAUUGUAUCACCUAGUUCUAAAAACACACUCCAGACACAAGUGAGGCUUUAUAAAAUAAAGCACUUUGACUUGCUAGGAA